GGGAGGCGAUGGAGGUGGGCUGCUGCUUCAAGAACUACGAGGACUUCAAGGAGUGCUUCCAGACCUACAAGAAGGAGAACCGGCUGCAGUACGGCCUGAAGAACUGCGUCUCUGUUCGGUUUUACAAUCGGAAGAACGGGACCAGCGUCCGGGAGGAUGUGAUGUUCAUGCAGGUGAAGUUUGGCUGCGUUGGGUCGAGGGAAUGCAGCAAGAAGAGGAAGCUGCGUCCACCGCUCUGCCCAGCAUAUUUUGUCCUGCAGUAUAACGAGGAGCUGGAUCGGCUGGUGGUCAUCGAGCUGAACAGCAGUCAUGUCCAUGCGGAGUCAAAGUCUUCCUCGAACUGCGGUGAUCCACCACCUGUGGCCAGAAUGACUGCGCAGAAGUCUGGCUGCAAAGGCCAAGGCAGCCCUCCUGCCAAGCUGCGCAGGCAGCACCCCGCAGAGGUAGAAGGCAGCCCCCUGGGCAAUGGAGUGAGCUCCAAGGUCAGCGCAGACAGUUGUGCACGGGUGAAGGUGGAAAUGGAUUCAGAGGGACCUUCGCCCCCACUGCCCCACGGGGGCUCAGAGAAGGAAAGUCCCCCCAAUUCUGCGUUGGUUCAGGUGGGUGAAGUGAUGAAGAACUUCCUGCGGGUGGACAUGGGGUCUCUGGCCUCCAUCAGCGUGGGCAGCGACCAGGCCCUGCAAAGGCUGAACUUCCAGACGAGCAAGAUGAAGAGCUUGUUUGUGAAGUUCCCCGAGAGCCUCUUGCUGCACCAGGUGCAGAGCGAGCAGGGCCACUCCCUGUAUGCUUUCCUGGUGGAGAGCAAGGACCGGGUGGGGAAGCUGGUUCAUUUUGCCAUCCUGAAGGAGGACACGGCGGAGGACGCCAGGAAGAUGCUCUCCGUCUUCAAAGAGUUCAACCCCGAGUGGCAGAAGAUCAAGGUGGUCUUUGUGGACAUGUCCUUUCUCCACCGGCCCAUCUUGCAAGAGCUCUUCCCUUCCGCCCAGGUGCUUCUCUCUGUCUACCACACGGUGCGCCUCCUGGAGAAGAAGCUGAAGGAGUCCCACGCCCCCCACUACUACAAGCAGAACCUGAAGCUGGCCUUGAGGAAAGCGGUCUUCUCCACCUCCAGCGCCAACCUGGUCACGCUGUCUCAGCAGGUCAAGCGCGUGGUGGACCGCGGGCUGUACAACUAUCUCCAGGCCAACUGGUUCUCCUGUGAGAUGCUGUGGUACAUGCACGCCAAGAAGGGCCUCCAUUCCUGCAGCACCUACAUAGACAGCUUAGACCUCGUCACCCAGAAGCUGUCCAACCUUUUCAGCACGCAGCUGUCCCUGGAGACGGGCAUCCUUCGCUUUUUGGAAUCUGCAGACGGCUUCAACACCAAAGGCCUGGAGCACUUGACCCAAGGCUUCUCUCACCUGGAGGAGGACGUCCGCAGCGGCCUUAUGGAGGAGCUCCACACGACGCAGCCCCGAGUCUCUGCCAGGCGCGGUUCUGGUGCCGCCUCUCAGCAGGGCCCCGUCAGAACGGCCCCCAAGCAGCAGCCGGCCAGAUGCCCUCCCGCCAGGCCCGCCUCCACCAUGCUGGUGGCUCUGCGGGAGGCCUGCACUGACCUCGCCUACCAGCUGUGUCUGAACGAGUGGGAUGUGGUGCAGAAGUCCACCCAGCUGAUGAGCUCCACCAAGGGCAAGACCAAGGUGCGGCUGCUGGAGGAGACGCACCAGGUGAGCAAAGACUGCCGGAAGUGCAGCUGCUACUUCCACUGCCGCUACCAGCUGCCGUGCCGGCACAUCCUCUCUGUGCUCCACGCCAGCCAGCGGGUGGUGGAGGAGGCGAUGGUGUGCAGGCGCUGGCAGAAGAAGUACCAGCACCUUUCCAUCUGGGGCGAGAACCUGCCCGAGGACUCGGCGCCCUCUAAAGGCACCCCAGAGACAGGAGCGGGGCUGUCUGAGGAACGGCGGGAUAAAAUCCUGUCUCUCAGCAAGGAGCUGGGGAACCUCCUGCUGCAGAGCGAGGGGGAGGAACUGGAGGAGCGGACCUCCACGCUCAGGAUGAUUGUGGACAUUUGGGCAAAGUCCUGUGAGCUGCGGGAAGAGGAGGAAGAGGAGACGGAGGGGAAGCACCUUAGCUUGCAGAACGUGGGGGACCUCCCUUUCCUCUGGGUGAAGAAGGAAGAGAUGGAAGUGGAGGUGGCGGAAGCAACUCCCAGGGCAUCUGCAGAGGGUGCCCAGACCUUUCUGCUGCCUCCACAAGCUGUCUAGCCCAGUCUGGAACUACAGCAGCUGCUGGAGCCACGCUAAAUGCCUACCGUGGUUCUUCCUUUCUCCAUAAAGAAACUCAGGGUAACUGAGCUUCCCAGCAAUAUAACUGACUUUUCCUCUGCCCGUUAGGGAAACAUUUAAGCAGUCCCAAGUUCAUUCCUGUCCUGUAUGCAACAGAGGUCUGCACAGGCGACGUUCUCCCCCCCCCCCCCAAAAAAAAGUCUCAGGGCAGACCAGUAAGGUGCACAGAGCCCCAAAGCUUCCAGAAUUGCAGGGUACAGCUGCAAGCUUGACAAUCGGGAAGGCUUUAUCCACAGGCCUCUCUGUUCUGGGAUUUCAGUGUGUUCUUCCUAGAAUCAGGCACGUCCUGGCUGCUCUUUUAUAACUUGGCAGUUGGAACAAAGAGCUCCAGAAUAUCUGUGUCCUGUGGCUCUCGGGGCCUGAUGCACGAUGGCAUUGCUGUCUUCUGAUCUUGCUCGUCCGCCCCGAUGCUCACAGAGUGGAGGCUGGGCCCCCAUUUCCCCAUAGAAAACAAGGCCGUGGUGGGGGUGGGACUGUUGGUUUGGAGUUCCUGUUUUUGGUUCUGAAGCCUCUGCUCGCAGUGGCGAGUUUUGCUGCUAUGUAUGUAGACCAAAUUAAUUGUUGAAAUACAGAUGUGCUUCUUUUGGUGCUGA
Messenger RNA from Heteronotia binoei (common prickly gecko), 2917 nucleotides. RefSeq names its product zinc finger SWIM-type containing 3 (gene ZSWIM3). NCBI's taxonomy places the organism in Eukaryota, Metazoa, Chordata, Lepidosauria, Squamata, Gekkonidae. The record is from RefSeq and is a predicted model, not a curated record. The transcript is spliced from 2 exons. Bases 9 to 2243 code for a protein of 744 amino acids. Gene Ontology annotation, molecular function: zinc ion binding.